AAAGAAACAAUGUCAACCCUCCUCUACUUUCUCUAUCUCUUACCUAUCUUCCUACUUUCCUUUUUCAUCAUAUCAAAAAAGCUCAAACCCUCGAAAUGGAAACUUCCUCCAGGCCCCAAGACGCUUCCCAUCAUCGGAAACUUACACAACCUCAAAGGCUUGCCUCACGCAUGUUUUCGCAACCUCUCCCAAACCUACGGUCCAGUGAUGCUCAUCCGUUUCGGCUUCGUCCCCGUGGUCGUAAUCUCAUCGAGAGAAGGAGCCGAGGAAGCUCUCAAGACCCAAGAUCUUGAAUGUUGCAGCCGACCAGAGACGGUCGCGUCAAGAAUGGUCUCUUACAACUUCAAAGACAUAGGCUUCGCUCCUUACGGUGAGGAAUGGAAAGCGUUGAGGAAGCUCGUGGUCGUGGAGCUUUUUAACAUGAAGAAGUUUCAGUCUUUUAGUUACAUAAGAGAACAGCAGAAUAACUUGUUGGUCAAGAAACUUAGAGAAGCGGCUCGUACGCGAUCUCCUGUGAAUUUGAAGAAGACUCUUUUCACUCUUGUCGCGAGUAUCGUGUGUAGGCUCGCGUUCGGGAUAGAUAUUCACAAGUGCGAGUUUGUAGACGAGGACAACGUUGAGGAUCUUGUUCACAAGUUUGAGUUGGUCAGUGAAGGUAUUGCUUUCUCUGAUUUUUUCCCUGGAGUGGGUUGGCUUAUUGACCGAGUUUCCGGACAGAACAGAGCAUUGAAGAAUGUUUUUUCUGGACUCGACAUGUUCUUCCAGAACAUUCUUGAUGAUCAUCUUAAACCUGGAAGAAUCGUCUCAGAGAAUCCUGAUGUUGUUGAUGUGAUGGUUGACUUGAUGAGGAAGCAAGAGAAAGAUGGAGACUCUUUCAAGCUCACCACAGAUCAUUUCAAAGGAAUCAUCUCCGACAUAUUUCUUGCGGGAGUAAACACAAGCGUGAUCACAUUGAUAUGGGCCAUGACUGAGCUGAUCAGAAACCCUAGAGUGAUGGAGAAGGUACAAGCCGAGAUUCGGACAACACUUGGGGACAAGGAGAGUCUAACAGCAGAAGAUGUAAACCAUCUUCACUACUUCAAGCUCGUGGUCAAGGAGACAUUCAGGUUACAUCCAGCAGCUCCACUCUUACUCCCAAGAGAGACAAUGUCUCACAUCAAGAUUCAAGGCUACGAUAUCCCCAAGAAAUCUCAGAUGAUGAUCAACAUUUACUCGAUCGCACGCGAUCCAAAACUCUGGACAAACCCUGAUGAGUUUAACCCUGACAGGUUUCUCGACAGUUCUGUGGAUUACAGGGGAUUGAAUUUUGAGCUUUUACCGUUUGGUUCUGGUCGGAGAAUCUGUCCAGGGAUGAAUAUGGGAAUCGCCACCGUGGAGUUGGGGCUGUUGAAUUUGCUCUACUUCUUUGACUGGGCGGUGCCUGAAGGGAAGACUCUGAAAGAUAUCGACUUGGAAGAAACUGGUGCGCUCAUUAUCAGCAAGAAAACAACUCUUGAGCUUGUUCCACUUCUUCAUAACAUAAACAAGUAGUCGAUAAGAUAUUAUGUACAUGAACUCAGUUUCUUUUUUUUCUUACUGGUUGUUUUGUCUGAAUUUAAUUCACUUUGUACAAUAGAUUAAACAUAUUAAGUAGAACUAAAUCUUGUAUGUCUUAAAUUAAAUACGUCAGUUAUGACCGAAUUUGUAGCUUGAACCCAC
Eruca vesicaria subsp. sativa (arugula) is the source of this 1698-nucleotide messenger RNA. The record is from the annotation of a GenBank genome assembly. Lineage: Eukaryota; Viridiplantae; Streptophyta; Magnoliopsida; Brassicales; Brassicaceae.